AUGGGGGAUAAGCUCGCGCCCACGACACGACACGCGUAUACGCACGAGGGUAGGGUCGUGUACGAGUGGGAUCAGACCCUCGACGAGUGCAACUUCUACGUGCGCACGCCGCCCGGGGUCAAGGCGAAGAUCCUCGACGUGGAGGUGACGAGCACGUCCGUCAAGUUCGGCAUCAAGGGCAACCCGCCGUACCUGCACCACGAGCUCACGGAGGCGGUCAAAGCGGCCGACAGCUUCUGGACCCUGGAGGACGGCGAGCUGCACAUACAGAUGACCAAGCUCCACAAGGGAAGGCCGUGGGUCAGCCUGUUCAAGGGGCACGGGAUGUUGGAUCCCGCGGCGGAGGAGGCGGAGAAGGCGCGGCUGAUGAAGGAGAGGUUCGCGGAGGAGCACCCGGGGUUCGACUUCUCGGGCGCGGAGUUCAACGGCGCCGCGCCCGACCCGAGCAAGUUCAUGGGAGGCAUUGGACACAACUAG
Micromonas commoda is the source of this 477-nucleotide messenger RNA. RefSeq lists its product with no specific name. The transcript has a single exon. Bases 1 to 477 code for a protein of 158 amino acids. NCBI's taxonomy places the organism in Eukaryota, Viridiplantae, Chlorophyta, Mamiellophyceae, Mamiellales, Mamiellaceae. Gene Ontology annotation, biological process: protein folding. Gene Ontology annotation, cellular component: cytoplasm. The record is from RefSeq and is a predicted model, not a curated record.